Messenger RNA from Brassica oleracea var. oleracea, 1326 nucleotides. RefSeq lists its product as uncharacterized. The record is from RefSeq and is a predicted model, not a curated record. The coding region runs from base 1 to 1326 and encodes 441 amino acids. The transcript is spliced from 4 exons. Gene Ontology annotation, molecular function: aspartic-type endopeptidase activity. Gene Ontology annotation, biological process: proteolysis. NCBI's taxonomy places the organism in Eukaryota, Viridiplantae, Streptophyta, Magnoliopsida, Brassicales, Brassicaceae.
AUGAUGGACGAGGUCGGAUAUGGGCAGAGGGUAUGGAUUGGACAGGCGGAGGAUUGGAGAACAAGAUCUUUUCCUGUGUACGGUAAUAGGACUAGAGUGAGGGAAGACAGUUUGGCGAGUAUUGGCCCAAGUCGUAAUUGGGACCGGAGACAUCAACAUGAUCAAUCCGCUCAAUCAAACCCAAGGCCAGAUCAGAACCGUGCCACUGAAGGACCACAAGAUCAAGGAGCGGAAAACACCCUGAAGCUUUUACAUGACGUGAUGACCGAGGCACUUGGUAACCAAGGCAGGCGUACUCAACCCCCUGAAGUUUCCAAGCUAUUUUCUACCAUGAAGAACAUUGGAUCCUACAAGUUCAAAGGAGGAUCCGAUCCUAUUGAAGCCGGCAAGUGGAUUGCUAUGAUGGAGAAGAACUUUGAGGCUAUUGAGUGUCCGAAGGAGUAUCCGAAGAAGAUCGCGGUGUACUAUUUGGAAGGCAACGCAACAGGAUGUUGGGACAGCAUAGAGAGGCAACGUGGACAUACCAUCACAUCAUGGGAAUCGUUCAAGGGAGAGUUUGAGAGGAAGUACUUUCCUCCAGAAGCGAAGCAUCGGUUGGAGCGUCAGUUUAUGAACCUUGUUCAAGGAGAUAGGCCGGUAAGGAGUUACGAAUCUGAGUUCACAAGAUUGAGGCGACAUGUUUUUGAUGGGCGCGAAGAUGAAGCAACUAUGAUCCGUAACUUUAUGUAUGGAUUGAAGCCAGAACUUGGAAGUCGUUUAGCUGGAAGCAACUUUAGCAGCUUAUCGGAGUUGGUGGAAAAAGCUGUUAAUGUUGAGACUGUGUUGGAGGCGGAAAGGAAGACUAUACAACUUUCUGGUGGACACACCAAGUUUAGCAAAGGAGAAAGACCGAAUUUCAACAAGGGUCUAAGAUCUCACAAAGGCAAAGGGCGAGGAUUUGGAGGCCAAGCCAACAAUCGUGGAACAUGUCCAGACAAGCCAAUCCCUGCGACCCCUCUCGCGAUCCGAGCUCCUCCUAGCCGUCCAGCUAUUGAGCCAGCACCAAAGAAGCAAAACCUAAGAGGUAGAGUGUAUGCCUUAGGGGUAGAAAACCCAGACAAUGCAGGACCGUCAAGCGGUCCCAUCACAGGAAACAUACAUGUUGCUGGUAAACCCACACAUGUAUUGUUCGACUCGGGGGCAACACAUAGUUUUGUGACCCCUGAAGUAGCUGCCCGGUUUUGUGAUUGUUUUGUGGUUGACAGGAUAAACGUGGCCGUCUUGACCCCCACAGACCGAACCCUUCAAGCAGAUCAGUGUAUCAAGAAUGUUCCAUUGGUCAUUUAA